GAGACAGCAAAAUCCCCAGGUAGGAGACAGCAGUGCUCUAUCAUUUUAAAGCGCUUUUCUUGUUCCCCAGAUAUCCGCGAUAAUGCAUUGCCUACGCCGGAGCGCUGCUCGUCGUCUGCUUUCCAAGCCGAGUAUUCUGCCGAGGGGGGUCCAAAUAACACGAACGCCAUCUCAAGCGGGGGCUGCAGCAUUUCCUCCGCUGUCGUCUGUUUACACCCAUACCCAACGGUACAUAUUCCAGCGACGAUGGGUCAGCGACGACGUAUCAAACCGCAGCGAGAAGGAGACUCCAGCGUUGGUGGAGGACCAGGAGGAAGCCCGCGUCGUUGAGAAUGCCACGGAGUCGACGGCAACAACCUCUACCCUGGCCGAAGCAGACGCCUCUACCGUUGAUGCUGGUGUGCAGGGAGAAUCGGAGCAGAAGACGACUGCGAGCACGACGCCGGAGGCUGCGAACGAAGAAGCCGGAGAGGGCCAGACCAAUUACAAAUUCUCGAUGUUGCCGGAGCCCAAGGACACGAUAUAUAUCGGGAACCUGUUCUAUGAUGUUACUUCGGAUGAUCUGCGGAGAGCAAUGGAGAAGUUUGGUGUGGUGCAGCAUGCUUCGAUUGCCCACGACCCCCGAGGUAUUAGUCGAGGCUUCGGAUACGUCGCCUUUGACGGCGUGGAAGCCGCCCAGCGAGCCGUGGACGAAAUGAACCUGCAGAUCUACGAGGGCCGCCGAAUCAUCGUCCAGUUUGCGCGGGAUUCCGCCAGCGAGCGGGGACCGGAGAACCCCGUCACCAGGACACUCUUCGUCGCCAACCUGCACUUUGGGCUUACUGACCGCGACCUGAACGAACUCUUCCGCGACGUGCCCAACGUGAUUGACGUGCGGGUGUCGGUCGACCGCCGGAACGGCCAGUUUCGCGGGUUCGUCCACGCCGAAUUUCUCGACAAGCGCAGCGCCCAGAUCGGGCGUGAGAUCCUUCAACUGCGGACUCCGUACGGCCGCAAGCUGAAAAUCGAAUACAGUAGAACGGAGAAGGGAACCCGAAUCCGUCAAACAGGCCAAGAGUGGUAAAAACGCAGCCUAGUCAUACCUCUACAUCUGGACCACAUGUACAAUACAUAUAUAGUUAGUAAUAGACGAUUUGAUGAUCUGUAAGAUAAAGAGAUCGGGAUUCUAAGAUACCAUUCCUCUUAGUUAUUUCAGAAAGGAGUCUGACUCUGACUCUGACCCUGACUCUGACAGUGG
Molecule: messenger RNA, 1237 nt
Organism: Penicilliopsis zonata CBS 506.65
Lineage: Eukaryota; Fungi; Ascomycota; Eurotiomycetes; Eurotiales; Aspergillaceae
Exons: 3
Coding region: 83-1063 (326 amino acids)
Molecular function (GO): RNA binding
Source: RefSeq, a predicted model, not a curated record